UAGGCAGGUCAGAUAACCAAUCAGUGACGCGGCUUGGUACCCCUAGGGAGGUACCGAGCUCCGUCGUCUCGUUUCCGGCGGUCGCGCGCUCUUUUCUCGGGACGGUAGAGGCCGUGUAGCGUCGCCGUUACUCAGAGGAGAGAACAGUCAUCGGAGGGGUGUAAAAAUGCAGAGCAAUAAAACAUUUAACUUGGAGAAACAAAAUCAUACUCCAAGGAAGCAUCAUCAGCAUCACCACCACCAGCAGCAACAACAGCAGCAACCGCCACCUCCACCAAUACCUGCAAAUGGUCAACAAGCCAGCAGCCAAAAUGAAGGCUUGACUAUUGACCUGAAGAAUUUUAGGAAACCAGGAGAGAAGACCUUCACUCAACGCAGCCGACUCUUUGUAGGCAACCUUCCUCCUGACAUCACUGAGGAGGAGAUGCGGAAACUGUUUGAGAAAUAUGGGAAGGCAGGCGAAGUCUUCAUUCAUAAGGAUAAAGGCUUUGGCUUUAUCCGCUUGGAAACACGAACCCUAGCGGAGAUUGCCAAAGUGGAACUGGACAACAUGCCACUUCGUGGAAAGCAGCUUCGUGUGCGCUUUGCUUGUCAUAGUGCAUCCCUUACGGUUCGAAACCUUCCUCAGUAUGUGUCCAAUGAACUGCUGGAGGAAGCCUUUUCUGUAUUUGGCCAGGUGGAGAGGGCUGUAGUCAUUGUGGAUGAUCGAGGAAGACCCUCAGGGAAAGGUAUUGUUGAAUUCUCAGGGAAACCAGCUGCUCGCAAAGCUCUGGAUAGAUGCAGUGAAGGAUCCUUCCUGCUAACCACGUUUCCAAGGCCUGUGACUGUGGAACCUAUGGACCAGCUGGAUGAUGAAGAGGGACUUCCAGAGAAGCUGGUUAUAAAGAACCAGCAGUUUCACAAGGAACGAGAGCAGCCACCAAGAUUUGCACAGCCUGGCUCCUUUGAGUAUGAGUAUGCUAUGCGCUGGAAGGCACUCAUUGAGAUGGAGAAGCAGCAGCAGGACCAAGUGGACCGCAAUAUCAAGGAAGCUCGUGAGAAGCUAGAGAUGGAGAUGGAGGCUGCUCGCCAUGAGCACCAGGUCAUGCUCAUGAGGCAGGAUUUGAUGAGACGUCAAGAAGAGCUUAGGAGGAUGGAAGAGCUGCAUAAUCAAGAAGUGCAAAAACGAAAGCAACUGGAGUUGAGGCAGGAGGAGGAACGCAGGCGACGUGAAGAAGAGAUGCGGCGACAGCAAGAAGAAAUGAUGAGGCGACAGCAGGAAGGAUUCAAGGGAACCUUCCCUGAUGCGGUAUAUCUCCCAUGUGUCCUUAAUAGAGAACAGGAAAUACGGAUGGGCCAGAUGGCUAUGGGAGGUGCUAUGGGCAUAAACAACAGAGGUGCCAUGCCCCCUGCUCCUGUGCCAGCUGGUACCGCAGCUCCUCCAGGACCUGCCACUAUGAUGCCAGAUGGAACCUUAGGACUGACUCCACCAACAACUGAACGCUUUGGCCAAGCUGCUGCAAUGGAAGGAAUUGGAGCAAUUGGUGGAACACCACCUGCAUUUAAUCGUCCAGCUCCUGGGGCUGAAUUUGCUCCAAACAAACGCCGCCGAUACUAAUAAAAUUGCAUUGUCUAUUAUUCCCAAAACCCUUAAAAGAAGGACCCCUUUUGGACUAGCCAGAAUUCUUCCCUGGAAAAGAGUUAGGGAUUCCUCCCAAUAGUUAGGUUCUCUUUCCUGCCUGUGCUACCCUUGGGGUAUAUGCUGGAGGCAGAGGGCAAGGGAGGGGUGAUAAUCAAGAAGUCAGUUAAUGUGUGGUAUGUUGCUUCAUUGAUUAUGUGUGGUACAUUCCUAAAAUCUCGUGGUUAUUGAGUUAGGGCAUAAGCCAUGGCAAAAUGAAUCCAGUUAGAGCCCCAUUGAUCUUGAUCAUUCCAUCUUUUGCCCAUCUUUUAUUUGCUUAUUCCUUAUAUACACUUCAACCCCCAAAUCACUGCCGCAUAUACCACAAAAAACAAGCAUCCCCCAGUGACCUUAGCCCCAUUGCUCCAUUCCUUCACUCCCUGGUUGGUAUUUAGGCAGAUGUCCACAGAGGUCACAGACAGCAUACAUAUAUAAUUGUUAUGUUAUCCCAUAUAUUACCCCUUCUUGUUCUCUUAGAGAUUUUCAUUUUAGUAUAUCUUUAAAAAAAAUAUUGUGUUAAAUUGCCUCCAUCUUUUUCAUGGGUGAGGACAACCCAGGAAUGAUCCUUUUGUGUUACGAUGUUGCUGUUCACAGCUUUUCUUGAUAGGGCUAGUACAAUCUUGUGAGAAGGGUUGCUGUAUGCUGAAGAUCACAGACAGUAGCUCUUAGCCUGGCCUAUCUUAGGUAGUUAUGCUGUGCAUUUUUUAUUGGUGUAUCAUGUCUGAUUUGUCCAUAUCUUUGGAGUUUUUCUGAGAUGAUGGAGCAGAAAUGCAGCAUCAACUUAUUAAAAUACAUUUUAAGCCUUUUAA
Messenger RNA from Erinaceus europaeus (western European hedgehog), 2466 nucleotides. RefSeq names its product non-POU domain containing octamer binding (gene NONO). Bases 167 to 1597 code for a protein of 476 amino acids. Gene Ontology annotation, molecular function: RNA binding. NCBI's taxonomy places the organism in Eukaryota, Metazoa, Chordata, Mammalia, Eulipotyphla, Erinaceidae. The record is from RefSeq and is a predicted model, not a curated record. Gene Ontology annotation, cellular component: nucleus. The transcript is spliced from 11 exons. Gene Ontology annotation, biological process: regulation of DNA-templated transcription.